Molecule: messenger RNA, 330 nt
Organism: Vespa velutina
Lineage: Eukaryota; Metazoa; Arthropoda; Insecta; Hymenoptera; Vespidae
Product: short-chain dehydrogenase/reductase family 16C member 6-like
Exons: 3
Coding region: 1-330 (109 amino acids)
Molecular function (GO): oxidoreductase activity, acting on the CH-OH group of donors, NAD or NADP as acceptor
Source: RefSeq, a predicted model, not a curated record
AUGUGGAACAUUCGGCCUUUGAUGAACACUAUUAUGUUCACCUUUAUGGAAAUCAUUAGGAAUAUCAUGAAAAUAUUUAUUCCACUGCAAUACCGAAUGGAGAAUAUUUCUGGUGAGAUUGCUCUCAUCACUGGUGCUGCUGAAAGUCUUGGAAGAGCAUUGGCCCUUAGUUUAGUUAAUCAUGGUGCCAUCGUUGUCAUUUGGGACAUCAACCAAAAAGACAUCUUUAAAGUAUUGAAAUACGUUUCAAAAAGAGAAUUUAAUUAUACUAGAAACCGAUUCAAUAAUCUUUUGUUCGCAUUCACUGUUAAUGCGAAGCAUAUUAUCUGA